This is a messenger RNA of Actinia tenebrosa (Australian red waratah sea anemone), 1955 nucleotides long. RefSeq names its product UPF0764 protein C16orf89 homolog. NCBI's taxonomy places the organism in Eukaryota, Metazoa, Cnidaria, Anthozoa, Actiniaria, Actiniidae. The record is from RefSeq and is a predicted model, not a curated record.
AAAAAGACAAACUCCAAAUGAUCGUUUUUCUUCUAGUUUUACCUUCAGAUUUCUCUUCUGUGUCAACAGCUGUUCUCAUUCUACUUCAAUGAAUACUCAUUGAACUGAAAACAAUCGGUUAAUCUCUUUCGAUACCUAAGCGGUCGCUCGGAACAACGACAAGCAACAUAAAGAAUGCUCUGACGUUAAAACCUCAAGCGAUCAACCAACUACUUCUAUAAAACAGACUCAUUCGCGUGAUYGAAUGAACCCCCACUGAAAAAAGGAAGCUCUAAUAAUUGUAUUUCGAGGAAAUACCUUUGGUGUUUCAGAAAUGCGGUGUCCAGUUCAGCGUAUUUCUAUAUUGAUUUUGAUUCUAUGGACGAGUGAAUCACGGUGCAACAAUCCAACGGUUGAUGAGCAUUUGUUUCGUGGACUGUUAAUAUCUCUUGGGAAAGCGUAUAAUUUUUACGAUCAAAAAUACAAAGACAUUAAUCUGGAUGGGAUUUAUGGGCUUCGUGUGUCUGAAGGAGCUCUAAUAAAAAUCUUAGAUGAGCAAAAAUCAGGGACACUAAAACUAGACAAAGAAACAGUGUCAAGAAUAUCUUCUCUCCAGAGAGAAGCAUCAUUAAUUGCCAAGAAAUCUCUUCCUGUACUUCAAAAGAACUACCCAAGUUACUUCAAGAAGUUUGAAGUUGCAAUAUCAGGACCAUGGAAGAAUUUCAAAUCCUUUCGAAAACUUGAUCAUUCUUUGUACAUUCCUAUUGACAAGAGAAGUGAAAUAAGCUUUGAUGAAGACACAAGUGACCAGUGUAUGACAGAAAUGACUGGGACAGGAGAUACUUCAAGCAAACCUUGUGAAUURUCAGCUCAUUGUUGGAACCUCAUGACGUCGAAAGGAGCUGGAGGUUAUGCUCUGACACACCAAGCAUUGUUUCUUCUGAUCGGGGAAUUACAUGGUUGCAAGAAAAAUCUGUUAAAAAAGCUAAAAGAGUUAAACAACGGAAUCAGUUUACAAGGUGUUUAUGACCGUAUCUGUGCUAGCAUGUACCCACAGAUGCUGGAAUAUGAAAAGAAAAAAUCCUCUUCAAACUAUGAAAGAGAUUUGUACAUGGAGCAAGGGAUGGUUUGUGGUAGCAUGGGAUACGACGAGUUCUUAUCUCCAGACAGACUGAAAAGAAUUCUGGGAUGGCAAAGAAAGAGUGGUUGCUAUGGUGACCUGGAUGACAAGAAAGAUGCUCGGUACUUUGGAGAAAGCAGUAGGGAUGAUGUAGAACAUCCUCAUCUUGGACAAAAUAUGAUUAAUAAAAAUGCAUAUGGAAAAAAUGGAUUGRAGAAGGAAAAAAUGCUUGACAGAAGUCAAGGAGAUGAUGUCAGAUUGGGUGGCACUGGAAGGAAAUUGAUGAGCAUGAGAACAAUGAGGUCACUUCUGGUGGAGAAAGCUCUCGAUGGUGGGUGCAUGUCCCAUCUUACUGGUGUUGCUACAGGUACCUUGGGGGUCUAUCUGAGAUGGGCUGCACAUCUGAAAUUCCCAGGACCCUUGUGCAACCACACUAAAGAUAAAAGUACAGCCAAAGAAGACCAGUCGUAUCAUAACCAGAAAUCUGCUGGUCACAGUGUUUACCUGCGAAAGAUGAUGCAGAAAGAGAAUGAACCUGUKUUAAAGAUUGCCAAUGCUAAACAARWUGGUAACCAUGGCACCCAUGGCRUUUCCAUGACAACCUCUGCUGGGWUUUYGAUAGUACUAGUCRUUGUACUGUUGGUCGUAUAUGGAACUUUAACCAGAAAAAGGUUACUGAACAAAGCAUGGGUCGUGUUACAACGUAGAAAAACCAGUCAUGUUAUUUAAUCCAUUWAAAUAUCAAUGUAAAUUACGAUUUACAAAAACAUUAAUCUUAAUUUUGUGAUUCGCGAUCAAAGAAGAAUUUGAUAUAAAUAGAAAAAAUGGUUUCCUAAUAAAUAUAUUUUCUUAUACA